Fragaria vesca subsp. vesca is the source of this 2715-nucleotide messenger RNA. RefSeq lists its product as uncharacterized. The transcript is spliced from 4 exons. The coding region runs from base 1 to 2715 and encodes 904 amino acids. Lineage: Eukaryota; Viridiplantae; Streptophyta; Magnoliopsida; Rosales; Rosaceae. The record is from RefSeq and is a predicted model, not a curated record.
AUGGGAAGGAAGCUGCGGGAAAAACAGCCUAGCAAUGCUACAGGGAGUCCAGGCACAGGAAAUAAUCAAGGGUCGUGUGUAUGGGGCAUGCUACAUAUCAUGAAGUAUCACCACUGGCAUUAUGUCAAGAAAAGACUUGUCUACAAGAAGCGUGGCAAUAAUAAAAAUGGUGCAGCUGCAGGAGUUGGAAAUCAUGGGAAUUGUGGAGAUGCAUGUAGUUUUCAGGGUAUACAAGACAAUGAUGCUAAGAUGGAUAAAACUACUACUGCUGAAGAAAAGAUAAAUCCGUUGAGUCCAACGACCAAAGCUUCUGUUAAGGCGCGAAUAAAAACACGAAUUGCUGAAGAAAUGGCUAAGAGAAGCAGACAUAACCGGACUGCAAGCUGUCCAGUAAGAUCACAAUUGACACGAACUGAAUCGAUACAUCAUUUUGAACCACCUUUAACUAUUUAUCCAAUUGCUGAAAUGGUAUUGAAUGAGCCAAGUCCUCGAACUGUUGCUCACGAAAACAAGGAAAGCUCUUGUUUUGAAGAACCAAGUAGUAGUGUUAACAACAAUUGUGCAGAGAGCAGUGCAAUGAGUGUUGGUCAUGGAGAUCGCACAGUGGAUCAUGUCCUGGUUAAUGAGAAUCAAAACGAUGAGCCAUUCAGUCAAGAACAGCUUGACAAUGAAAUAGUACAAGAUAUGUUAGAGAAGAAGUUGAUACAUGUUAAAGAACUUGAUGCAGAUUCUUCGGGCCAUCAAAAGGAGUAUCUAGAGGCUUUGGAUAUAAUCAAUGUAAACAAAGAGUUACUUGUGAAAAUUUUACAGGAUCCGGGUUCUCCUCUAGUUCAGCACUUCCAGAAUCAACAAGCAGUCAGCGCAAGAAUGAGCUUAACCAAGGCAGAGUCAUUUCCUAUGCCUGGUUCAUUAGGCAAAGGAGGUUGGGAACCUGAACCUACUGGUAAGCUUAAAUCCAAGCAUGAGCCAAAAGAUGUUAGUCCAGCUCCAAUGCCUACAUGGUCAACUUCAUUGAAAUAUGCUAGUGAACGGCCAGUACCAUCGCUCAGUGACCACAAUGAGGAGAGUUCAUCUUCCACGUCUCAUCCUCGUUUAGAAAGUCAAGGUGAGAAUCCGGUGGCGAUUAAGCGUUUCAAGGAUCUUAGACAGAAAAUAAAGCAUGUGAUCAAGGAGAGUAAACAAGAGAGUCGACGUAUGAUUUCCAUGGAUGCCAUACUUCACAAGAUUCCUCAUGGUAAAAAGCUUACAAAAGAGCUAGAGCAGGAGAUUGUUAGCCAUUCGAAGGACCCUGCAUUGCAUAGAGAAGGUAAAGAUAGUCCAAGAAGUAGUUAUGGAAGUGAUCAUUCAGUUUCUCUCCUAAAGAAAACUAAGUUGCACCACAUGAGAAGAACAUCAUCUUUCGAUGCAUCACAUGAUAGGUACCGUAGAUUGUAUGAGACGACUAGUUUCAACAAAGAGGCCAAAUGCCAUUCAUCAUCUGAGAGAUUGCAAGUUAGAGCAGAAGAGUCAGGCUCACCAUUCCAGAGCUCACCCUUCCGGAAAGUCCCCAAAAGUCUAGGAAGAAUUUUCUCCUUACCUGAUAUGGAAUCGUACUAUCAGAGUGAGGAAUCUCCAGAUGGUUUUCCUUCUCAAUCGCUAUUUAAAAAUUUUGAAGAUGAAAAUGCAAGCAGAAAAAGCAGAUUUAGUGAACAAAAGACGGAGCUUUCUGAAGUUUCAGAAACUGAGUUACAGCUAGAUCUUCCCAUAGAAAGUGAAGUCCAAGAAAACUUGGAUGAUGCUACUGAAACUAAUGCAGUCACUAGAGAUAAGGUGGAAUCAACAUCAGUUGUGCAGGAUGAUACAAGUUCUAAGGUGCCAACUGAUGAAUUUGAAAAACUGGCAGCAGAGAACAGUGUUUCUCAUACAGAACAAGAUAGUGAUCAGCCUCAUAUACAAGCCAGUACCAGUGUUGCAGAUCCCUCACCCGCCUAUGUCCCUGACAUCAAUGCUCUUCAAGAUAUAUCCAGCCCAAUAUGUUCCCAGUCUGAAGGAGAAGAAUUGGAAUUAAAGCACGAGCAUGGACCAGAUAACUUGGACAACAAGCAAUUGAAGGAGCCUGAUAUUGAUACCGCUAAUGAAAUUAGCAGUGGCUUGGAUACUGAGGAAGUAGAAACACCUAGAAAACACUCGCAUUAUGACAUAACUCAUGUUCAAGUUGAUGAAAGAGAUAUGAUUGAGUUUAAUUAUGUGAAAGAUGUGUUGGAAUUGUCUGGAUUCAAUGGAAACGAGUGCCUUGGGACUUGGCAUGCUGAUGAUGAUCCACCAGUCUGUCCUUUGGUGUAUGUGGGAGUCGAAGGCUGCUUCGUCCUUGAUCCUGAUUGUGUAGAAAAUAAAGAAGGUGGUGAAUGUGAUCACUUGCUGUUAUUUGAUCUGAUCAAUGAGGUGUUGAUGGAGAUUUCUGGGAGGUCAUACAACUACUGUCCAAAUGCCUUGUCUUCGCUAUGUUACAUCCGUCUAAUGCCAGCAGGACGCCGUGUUCUGAAGGAAGUCUGGACCCUUAUAAGCUGGUACUUGAGCUUGAGACCGGAGUUUGAUCAAUCAUUAGAUUAUGUUGUGAGCAACGAUCUAGCAAAGAAUGAUGGUUGGAUGAACCUUCAAUUUGAUUCUGAAUGUAUAGGGAUUGAAUUGGAGGACCUGCUUUUUGAUGAACUUUUAGAGGAAGCUAUCUGGGAGUGA